Sabethes cyaneus is the source of this 575-nucleotide messenger RNA. It is a transcript of the gene Acbp2, whose product is annotated as acyl-CoA-binding protein homolog. Lineage: Eukaryota; Metazoa; Arthropoda; Insecta; Diptera; Culicidae. The coding region runs from base 85 to 348 and encodes 87 amino acids. Gene Ontology annotation, molecular function: long-chain fatty acyl-CoA binding. The record is from RefSeq and is a predicted model, not a curated record. Gene Ontology annotation, biological process: fatty acid metabolic process. The transcript has 3 exons.
CGGUACGAAUCCAACUUAGUUCAGUUUAGUCCACCGGUCAGUGUGCAGAUUACAUCAUAAACCAAAGUUCAACACACAAAAAAUAUGUCGCUAGAUCAGAAAUUCACCGAAGCAGCCGAUAAGGUUAAGACCUUCACGAAACGACCCUCGGAUCAGGAACUGCUAGAGCUGUACGCCCUUUUCAAGCAAGCCACCGUCGGUGACAACAACACUGACAAACCGGGUCUGUUGGAUCUGAAAGGAAAAGCCAAAUGGCAGGCGUGGCUCGACCGGAAGGGAACCUCGCAGGAUGCCGCCAAGGAAGCCUACAUCAAACUGGUGGAGGAACUAACGGCGAAGUAUAUGUGAGGGGUGUAGGAAGCGUGGUUACCAAAUCAACGGGGCACGUACAUCCUUUUGUCAUUUAAGAGGAUUGAUGGUCGAAAAUCGGGUUUUAGGGUGGAACAUUGCCUAACGUGCCUGACCUGACAAAGAAUUAUAGUAAUUUUCAGUGAUCCGUGGAAUAACUUAUGUUAAAUUGUGGAGCUUUAAAAUGUUUUAAAUGUAAAUAAAGUGGUAAAUUGAAACCUUUUGGU